Messenger RNA from Perca fluviatilis (European perch), 692 nucleotides. Its product is annotated as E3 ubiquitin/ISG15 ligase TRIM25-like. The record is from RefSeq and is a predicted model, not a curated record. Lineage: Eukaryota; Metazoa; Chordata; Actinopteri; Perciformes; Percidae. Gene Ontology annotation, molecular function: zinc ion binding.
AGUACAACAGCGUAUCACAUCCUGUUAUCGCAUCAGAGCUCAGACUAGUUUCAUUUCUCAGGAAGUGAGACACAAUACAGUCAGACAGUCGAUGUCACUGAGCGAGAGGUGAAAUGGCGCAGAAAGGAGUUCAGCUGGACCGGGAAACCUUCUCUUGUUCCAUCUGUCUAGAUCUACUGAAGGAUCCGGUGACUAUUAACUGUGGACACAGCUACUGCAUGAACUGUAUUAAAGCCAGGGAUGAAGAGGAUCGUAAGUACAGCUACAGCUGCCCUCAGUGCAGGCAGAGCUUCACACCGAGGCCUGUCCUGCUGAAAAACACCAUGUUAGCAGCUUUAGUGGAGGAGCUGAAGAAGACUGGACUCCAAGCUGCUCCUGCUGAUCACUGCUAUGCUGGAGCUGAAGAUGUGGCCUGUGAUGUCUGCACCCGGAGAAAACUCAAAGCCAUCAAAUCCUGCCUGGUGUGUCUGGUCUCUUACUGUGAGAAACACCUUCAGCCUCAUUUUGAAUCUCCUGCUUUCGAGAAACACAAGCUGGUGGAGCCGUCCAAGAAGCUCCAGGAGAACAUCUGCUCUCGUCAUGAUGAGGUAAUGAAGCUUUUCUGCCGUACUGAUCAGCAGUGUAUCUGUUCUCUCUUCGUGGAUGAACAUAAAGGCCACGACACAGUCUCAGCUGCCGUAGAGAAGGACUGA